Molecule: messenger RNA, 2877 nt
Organism: Galeopterus variegatus (Sunda flying lemur)
Lineage: Eukaryota; Metazoa; Chordata; Mammalia; Dermoptera; Cynocephalidae
Gene: HBS1L
Product: HBS1-like translational GTPase
Exons: 18
Coding region: 177-2231 (684 amino acids)
Biological process (GO): translation
Molecular function (GO): GTP binding; GTPase activity
Source: RefSeq, a predicted model, not a curated record
GGCGUUGCCGUCGCGCAGUGCGCGGAUAACACGUCGCGCGUGCGCAGUCGCUGGGCGCAGAGGCCUGCCGGAAGCCAAGAUGGCGCAUAGGUGUUCUCCAGGCCGCAGUUGGCGCCUUAUCAGGAUCUGAGCGGAGUGUUUUGGAAGGGGCUGUGAUAAACGCCCUCUCCGCCGCUAUGGCCCGGCAUCGGAAUGUCCGAGGCUAUAACUACGAUGAAGAUUUUGAAGAUGAUGAUCUCUAUGGCCAGUCUGUAGAGGAUGAUUAUUGUAUUUCGCCAUCAACAGCUGCUCAGUUUAUUUACUCACGACGUGACAAACCUUCAGUUGUUGAGCCUGUUGAAGAAUAUGAUUAUGAAGAUCGGAAAGAAUCUUUCAGUUCUCUUUUGAACCAUCAGCUAAGUGGAAUUGAUCAAGCUCGUCUUUAUUCAUGCCUUGAUCACAUGAGAGAGAUACUUGGAGAUGCUGUGCCAGAUGACAUAUUGAUUGAAGCAGUUCUGAAGAACAAGUUUGAUGUGCAGAAGGCUUUGUCAGUGGUUCUGGAACAAGAUAACAUGCAGAAUUUGAAGGACAAGAGUGAGGGAACGAUAUCUACAGGAAAGAUAGCAAAAGGAAAAUCAGUAGGUUCCCAGUCAUCUCGAAGUGAAUCUGAAAUUGUGCCAAAAGUUGCUAAAAUGACUGUAUCUGGAAAGAAGCAAACUAUGGGAUUUGAAGUGCCUGGAGUAACUUUUGAAAAUGGUCAUAGUUUCCACGUACCUCAAAAAGAACCUCUAAGUGAAGAUACCAGCAUUAUUCCUGAUGUUCUUGAGACUGUUUCUAGAUCAGCUGUUCCAUCCCACAUUAGUCAAGCAUCAGAAGAGCAGAGUUCAACACCAACACCAGUGAAAAAGUCUGGCAAGCUGAGGCAGCAAAUAGACGUGAAAGCGGAACUGGAGAAGCGGCAAGGAGGGAAGCAGCUCCUCAACUUAGUGGUCAUUGGUCAUGUUGAUGCUGGGAAAAGUACUCUGAUGGGCCAUAUGCUUUAUCUUCUGGGUAAUGUAAACAAAAGAACUAUGCAUAAGUAUGAACAAGAGUCUAAAAAGGCUGGCAAGGCUUCGUUUGCAUAUGCCUGGGUCCUGGAUGAGACGGGCGAAGAAAGGGAAAGGGGAGUGACAAUGGAUGUUGGUAUGACAAAGUUUGAAACCACAACCAAAGUUAUUACGUUAAUGGAUGCUCCAGGCCAUAAGGAUUUCAUACCAAAUAUGAUAACAGGAGCAGCCCAGGCGGAUGUAGCUGUUUUAGUUGUAGAUGCCAGCAGGGGAGAGUUUGAAGCUGGAUUUGAGACUGGAGGACAAACCCGAGAGCAUGGCCUCUUGGUCCGUUCUCUUGGGGUGACACAGCUUGCAGUUGCAGUCAAUAAAAUGGAUCAGGUUAAUUGGCAACAAGAAAGGUUUCAAGAGAUUACUGGGAAACUUGGGCACUUUCUUAAGCAAGCAGGUUUUAAGGAGAGUGAUGUAGCUUUUAUCCCUACAAGUGGUCUCAGUGGUGAAAAUCUAAUCACAAGAUCUCAGUCAAGUGAACUCACAAAAUGGUAUAAAGGAUUAUGUUUAUUAGAACAAAUUGAUUCCUUCAAGCCUCCUCAACGAUCUAUUGACAAGCCUUUUAGAUUAUGUGUGUCUGAUGUUUUCAAAGAUCAAGGAUCUGGAUUUUGUGUAACUGGUAAAAUUGAAGCUGGUUAUAUCCAGACUGGUGACCGUCUACUAGCAAUGCCUCCUAAUGAAACUUGUACUGCAAAAGGAAUCACUCUGCAUGAUGAACCUGUUGAUUGGGCUGCAGCAGGUGAUCAUGUUAGUCUUACUUUGGUUGGGAUGGAUAUCAUCAAAAUCAAUGUUGGCUGCAUAUUUUGUGGUCCCAAAGAACCCAUUAAAGCUUGCACUCGAUUCAGAGCUCGAAUCCUCAUCUUUAAUAUUGAAAUUCCUAUCACUAAAGGAUUUCCUGUACUGUUACACUACCAAACUGUCAGUGAACCUGCCGUUAUUAAACGAUUGAUCAGCAUCUUAAACAAAAGCACCGGUGAGGUCACACAAAAAAAGCCCAAGUUGUUGACUAAAGGUCAGAAUGCAUUGGUAGAGCUACAGACACAAAGACCAAUAGCUCUUGAGCUAUACAAAGACUUUAAGGAGCUGGGGAGGUUCAUGUUGCGUUACAGUGGUUCUACAAUAGCUGCUGGUGUCGUCACUGAGAUAAAAGAAUGAUGGGUCAGAAUUUCUACCAUGUUUUCAAAUGCAAUGAAAUAGCUACCUUGGUUUUAAAGAAUCCAGUUAUUCAGUUAAAGGAACAAUGUGCAAUUGAUAUUUUUUUAAAUGAGAGAGAAUAUGAAAGCUAUAAUUAGCUGCAAAGAAGUAUUAAUAAUCACUCCUGCAAAAAUUUCAAGUUUCCAACCGGCAAAGAAAGGCUAAUAUUGCACUUUCAUUUAAAAAACCAGCUUUCCAUUUGAAAUGUUAAAAAGUGGAUUUUCUUUGCUGAGAUUUAUGGAAAGUAUCAGAAAUAGAAGAUAUGAAUCAUCAUGAAAUUAACUCUAUUUCCAGCCAAACCAUGAAAUAUUUGUAGUUUUCUCUUUUGAUUCAACUAUACUGCACAUGUUUUAAGGAAAAGUACGUAAAUUGGGUUUUGGAUGUAGUUGAUAUUUGACUUGGGAACUUCCUUUAGUUAACUCUAAGAAAAGAUUUGCUGAAGGUUGUAAAAAAGGUAUUUGUGUUGAAUGUAAGAAUGUCCCUCCGAACAAGAAAAUUUUUGAAAGCUUAAUUUGGAAUUAGUGGAAGCUGUUCCUUUGGUAACCAAGAUAUUAUUUAAGUUGUAAAGCCAGCUAAUAAAAUGCCUGAGUUUGAGCAUAAUGCAAAA